Messenger RNA from Hyaloscypha bicolor E, 1578 nucleotides. RefSeq lists its product as uncharacterized. NCBI's taxonomy places the organism in Eukaryota, Fungi, Ascomycota, Leotiomycetes, Helotiales, Hyaloscyphaceae. Bases 1 to 1578 code for a protein of 525 amino acids. The transcript has 2 exons. The record is from RefSeq and is a predicted model, not a curated record.
AUGACCGGCGCCUACCUCAAUCCAGGCCUCCCUCCUCCCACCCCAAGAGAGAUUGACCAUUGGAAUUACCAUGUUUCCCUACAACAAUUCGCUAAAGGUCUUCAAGUCGCAGCAAAAGCGGUGUUCCCGAAUGAAACCCGGUCGAGAUACAGCUGUGUCUCUGUGUUAAUGCUCAGUUGGGAGGAGGAAGACCCACAACUGCCGGUGUCAUACGAGAUUGACAAACUAUACGAGGUCUUUCAGCAUGUUUACCAUUUUGAGACUGAGCAUUGGAAGAUUCCCAAUCAUAACUGCCAUUAUCGCCUCAUGGAAAAGAUUAUGGAUUUUGCUUCGCCUACUGAUGCCAUCGACCAUCACUUGAAGAUUGUGUACUACGCUGGCCAUGCUAGACUCAUGGAAACUCGUUCUUUGGCCUGGACCAGCUUUCGGAACAACAAGAAUUCUAGAUGCCCCAUUGUAAAAUGGAGUGGGAUUCAAACCGUCCUAGAAGAAGCUCUAUGCGAUGUCCUCAUACUCCUUGACUGUUGUGCUUCAGGUGUUGCAAACACAUGCGAGGGGAACGGCGUGAAUGAGGUCAUUUCAGCCUGUGCCUACAACGCAAUCGCGAACGGUGUUGGAGCGUACUCGUUUACGAGCGCUCUAGUGAUUGAACUUACACGACUUAGCAAAAAAACCUUGUUCAGCGUUGGAGAAUUAUACAGGAAUAUAUUCAUCAGGACGCAAAGUCGAAUGCCAGAAGACAUGCCAGAAGAAGGCCGAGAAGCGGAGCGUCAUCCAGCCCCCAUCCACCUUAUCCUUACACAAGAUAGCCAGGCUACGAGAAGUAUUUUACUUUCUGUUCGAGCGCAGCCAAGUUAUGAUAUUCAACGUGCAUUAGGUGCCGACGAUGGUUUCGACAACUCGCAAUCACUGCCGUCUAAUAAGGAAAGUGGAACGGCGGUUGAUGAUGUAUCUGAACCCGGCCCCUUUCUGCCUUCUCAACUAGAGCCAAUUCCCGGAAAAUAUGAAUCGAUUCCACGUGCUGCAAGGGUUCCCCGACUAGCUUUCGCCAUUCGUCUAAGAGACACAUUUCGCCCAGGCGAACAAUUACAACACCUCUUUUUGGAUUGGCUACGGAAUAUACCCGCUAUUGCAGAGGAGGUUCAAAUUGAAGCUGGGUUUGACAGCUUUUCAACCCUGCUAAUAGUCUCUUUACCGAUAGCUAUUUCCAGCUACCUCCCUCGCAACGAUGCUGUAAUAUCGUUAGGCCCCAUCACGUCAAUGAACAAGAUUCCGUGUGAUGGUGAUCCUGAUAUUACAGCGUCUUACCUUCCCUGGGAAUGGGGUAGUGUAUCGCAACCCCCCAGUGUCUUUGAUGGUUCCAUCAAAGACGCAGACAUGCUCUCGCAAACGCAGGCAACCUCUGUUGGCGGUUCAGACCUUGAGGCUGUUGGUUCACGGAUACAGAGACUGCUGAAACCAACGCCAGACACAAUGUCGCGAGUGCAGCCAACUUUGCUUGGUCAAUCAGACCCUGAGCUUGUUGGUUCUAGCAGAUCGGGACCCCUGAAUGCGCAAUCAGGAAUAGCUUCACAGUAA